Messenger RNA from Rotaria sordida, 663 nucleotides. The record is from the annotation of a GenBank genome assembly. Lineage: Eukaryota; Metazoa; Rotifera; Eurotatoria; Philodinida; Philodinidae.
AUGGCUGUUAAUAUUCUUACUUCGUUUCUUCGUGAUGAUACACAUGUAGCAGAAGGUAGUGAAGAUGUUAGUUCGUUUUUUCGUGAUGAUACAAAUGCAACAGAAGGUGAUGAAGAUAUUAGUUCUUUUCUUCUGAAGGAUAUAAAUUUACCAGGAAAUAAUCAAAUAAUUUUUGCUAGCCAGCAAGGUCAACAACGAUCAUUUGAACAUCAUACUGAUAUAAUGGAAAAUGAAAAGCGUUCGAAUUUGUCAAAUGAUGUAUCUUCUGAAGAUAUGCCGACUCGUCCAAAAGAUCCAAAGGUUAUCCAACAUUUAACUCAAGCAACAAAUACGUCACUUAAUGAUAAAGGAAAUACAAUUUUUCAUCAAGAUACAUCACUGGUGGACAUUUUGAAUAUACUCAAUAUGAAUGAAGAUCAACUUAAAUUAUGUAAUAAAAAAUCAUCAACAGCUACUGCACGUUUAGUAAUAAAAUUUUUGUUUUCACAUCCUGAUUCUAACUUCAGUUAUGUGGAAGCCGAUAAAAUCGUUGUUGAUACAAUUAUUAAAUACACAAAGUUAUCAAAUCCUAAUGAUAAUAAAUCUAAUGCAGACGUUCGACGAGCAAUUAGUAAUUAUUUUUCGUGUUUAAAUUAUCAAAGAAAAAUAAGAAGAAAUCAUUAA